Striga asiatica is the source of this 684-nucleotide messenger RNA. Lineage: Eukaryota; Viridiplantae; Streptophyta; Magnoliopsida; Lamiales; Orobanchaceae. The record is from the annotation of a GenBank genome assembly.
UUUAUUAGAAUUUUUUUAUCUAAUAAUAAUAUUCAUCAUGUAAGAAAUCAAGUUUCUGAGCUCAAUUGCACAUUAGUGGAGAAUGAGUGUGUGGAAGGUAAUGAGAUAGUUACAAGGGAUGUUACUGAAUCGCACGUUGGAUUGCCCAAUGAAGAUGAAGAUGAAAAAUAUGUGCCAGUGUUCGAAAAUUACGACAAUGUGUUUAAAUUUUACAAAAAUUCCAAGAAAGACGAAUACGGUAUCAUAGAAAAUGCAACGUUUACUUGUAGUCGAGAAGGGCAAAGAGUUAAAUUAACUGCUUCUUUCAAACCACAAUUCACCAUUAAAAAUGGGUGUGAAGCUCGGUUGACAGCUUGUUCGGAUAUUACAGGGACAUGGAAAAUUUCAGGUGUCCAUCUCGAGCAUAAUCAUGCUAUAAGUCCCUCCAAAUCAAGAUUAUAUCGUUGUCAUCAACAGUUAAGCGCAAUUAUUAAACGACGACUUGAGGUGAAUGACGUAGUUGGAAUACCUUUGCAUAAAAGUUUUAAUUCUGGUGUUGUAGAGGUUGGUGGGUACGAAAAGAUGUCAUUUAUUGAGGAGGACUGUCGAAAUUAUAUUGCUAAGGUUCAGCGUUUGAGACUCGGAGAAGAGGAUGCAGCUGCAAUUCAAUCUUACUUUUCUAAAAUGCAGGCUAAUUGGUUGGGU